Scatophagus argus is the source of this 1275-nucleotide messenger RNA. RefSeq names its product COPI coat complex subunit zeta 1 (gene copz1). NCBI's taxonomy places the organism in Eukaryota, Metazoa, Chordata, Actinopteri, Scatophagidae. The coding region runs from base 135 to 668 and encodes 177 amino acids. Gene Ontology annotation, biological process: intra-Golgi vesicle-mediated transport; retrograde vesicle-mediated transport, Golgi to endoplasmic reticulum; intracellular protein transport. The transcript is spliced from 9 exons. The record is from RefSeq and is a predicted model, not a curated record. Gene Ontology annotation, cellular component: COPI vesicle coat.
UCCUGCAGCGAACUGCUCUUUGCCCUGUACGCACAGCGUAAGGCUGACGUCAGCCAAUAGGAAACAGCCUCAUUGACUGUACGUAUUACGUGCCUACUGCUAUCUUGCUAGCUGGUUUGCUAACAAGAAAGAAGAUGGAUUCUCCUAUACUGGAACCAUCGCUGUACACUGUCAAAGCAGUUCUGAUACUGGACAACGAUGGAGACAGGCUUUACGCCAAGUAUUAUGAUGAUACAUACCCGACAGUGAAGGAGCAAAAGGCGUUUGAGAAGAACAUAUUCAACAAAACGCACAGGACGGACAGCGAAAUAGCAUUACUGGAGGGCCUCACUGUUGUCUACAAGAGCAACAUAGACCUCUUCUUUUAUGUGAUUGGAAGUUCCCAUGAAAAUGAGCUUAUGCUUAUGGCUGUUCUAAAUUGCCUUUUUGAUUCGCUCAGUCAGAUGUUGAGAAAAAAUGUUGAGAGGAGGGCUUUGUUGGAGAAUAUGGAGGGGCUCUUCUUGGCUGUGGAUGAAAUUGUAGAUGGAGGGGUGAUUCUGGAGAGUGACCCGCAGCAAGUUGUGCAUCGUGUGGCUCUCAGAGGGGAUGAUGUGCCUUUGACAGAGCAGACAGUCACCCAGGUUCUUCAGUCUGCCAAAGAACAGAUCAAGUGGUCCCUUCUACGAUAGACUCACGCCUGCACCAGUAUGCCUGUGAGCCGCUGUUCAGCCCAGUCUUCAUGGCACUGAUCCCCAUGCUCCUUUUCCUUUGACUUCCACUCCCGUCAAUCAAAGCUGUGAGGAGUACUAGUGGCUGAUCCAGUCACACUCCUGGGACUACCACCCAAGAAAGUUUCAGUUCCCUUUUUUCGCACAGGUUUGGAUUGUAUAACAUAAUCGACAUAAGGAUAAGAUAUGGUGUACAUUCCGGUCCCAGGGCUAGCCUGUAUUUGUUUGUUUUGCUUUUUUUUUUCAUUACAGAACCUGGGUAUUUGUUAAACCAACAUAUUUGUCUAUAAAACAUCGAUAAACCACAUAGCCUGUGGCAACAUUCCGCUUGUCUCGAUGAACAAGAGUUUUUUUUUCUCUAUUUAACGGCACCCUGUUAUGUCCUCCAGAUUGCUGUAAAAAUUAAUGAGGCACUAUCUCUUAUCAUUUCAUUUACAGUAAUAUUGUGAUUGAAAAGUAUACACCUAGUACUGUAGUCAUACCCCUGAUCUCAGAGGUAUGUUUUAAUUAUAUUUUGUUCGGGGAUCUUCCAUCAUCAGAUACUUUUAAUAAAUGUUUGUUGACUCUG